Phacochoerus africanus (Common warthog) is the source of this 6256-nucleotide messenger RNA. RefSeq names its product cilia and flagella associated protein 44 (gene CFAP44). The record is from RefSeq and is a predicted model, not a curated record. The coding region runs from base 88 to 5625 and encodes 1845 amino acids. Lineage: Eukaryota; Metazoa; Chordata; Mammalia; Artiodactyla; Suidae. Gene Ontology annotation, molecular function: protein binding. The transcript has 35 exons.
GUGGCGUUGCGGUGGUAACCGCAGUAAACGGAGACCUUGGGCUGAUGUGACCAGGGACGCUCCGCGAAGAUCAGUGCCUUCGAGAAAAUGAGGGAACCAGAUGAUCAGGAUUCUGGUGGGAGGAAAUCAGAUAGAUUGAAGGGUGAUGGAAGGCAGACUCAUUCCUCUCAAUCUACCUCAAGAGCUGCUAUGAAAGAGGAUAACAAAUCUGUUGAAGAUACCACUGGGGGAACAUUUACUGAAGGGGAAGAGUCAUAUUUAGAUGAUGAUGAAUCCUGUGUGGAACCUGUGGAAGGAAGUUCAAGUUCAUUUCAAGAUGAUUAUGCAGAAAGUAUUGGAGAAUCUCGGUAUAUGGAAACUCCUGUCCCAGCAGCAGAAGAGGCAGAAGAGAAAGUUAAGAAGAUAUCAGAGAGCUUCUUCUACGAUGAGAUGGAGCUUGUUUCGAUGCCUUUUGUGACUCCAGAUUCAAACAUACCACUGGAUCUUCUCACACUUGUACAUUCCUUUGGUUAUGACUGUAGAAAGCGGGCCAACCUACAACUUCUGGACAGCAAUACCAUGAUGUACAUAGCUGGGAACCAGCUGAUCCUUCUGGAUUUGAAAACCAAGGAACAGAUGUACCUGCGAAGUAGCAGUGGCAGAGGCAUUGGUGUCAUUGGGGUUCACCCCUAUAAAACUUACUUCACAGUAGCAGAAAAAGGAAUUUUCCCAAAGAUUAUCAUUUAUGAAUAUCCUUCUUUGAGGCCCUACAGAAUCCUUCAAGAUGGGACUGAGUUGGCCUAUGCUUACGUGGACUUUAACUACAAUGGUACCUUGCUGGCCUCUGUUGGUAGCAGCCCUGAUCACACACUGACCAUCUGGAACUGGAAAGAAGAGCAGCCCCUCCUGAGGACAAAAGCUUUUUCCCAGGAAGUCUUUAAGGUUACUUUCAAUCCUGAAGAUGAUGAGCAGCUUACUACAUCAGGAUCAGGCCACAUCAAGUUCUGGGAAAUGGCUCUAACAUUCACUGGUCUCAAGCUUCAAGGUUCUUUGGGUCGGUUUGGCAAAACAGCUACUACUGAUAUAGAAGGUUACAUGGAGCUCCCAGAUGGGAAGGUGCUCUCAGGGUCAGAAUGGGGCAACAUGCUGCUUUGGGAAGGUGGCCACAUCAAAGUUGAGCUGUGUCGAGCUGCAGCCAAGCCCUGUCAUCAGGGUCCCAUUAACCAGAUCAUGCUGGACGAAGGGGAGGUCAUCACUGUCGGGUCAGAUGGAUGCGUUAGGAUAUGGGAUUUUGAGACAAUAGACACUGCUGAUACUGCAGACGAGGCUGGGUUGUUAGAGAUCGAGCCCAUUAAUGAACUUCAAGUCGACAAGAAUGUCAAACUCUUCUCUAUGAUAAAAAUGAAUGAAGUUGGAGCCAACUUUUGGUUGGCUCAGGAUGCCAAUGGAGCCAUUUGGAAGCUUGACCUUAGUUUUUCAAAUAUUACCCAAGACCCUGAAUGCCUCUUCUCCUUCCAUUCUGGAGCCAUUGAAGCCUUGGCCGUCUCUCCUCUCACUUACCUCAUGGCCACUACUGGCUUGGACUGUUCUGUUAGACUCUAUGAUUUUGCUAGCAAAUCUCCUUUGGUUCAGAUGAAAUUCAAACAAGGAGGUACUGCCCUUGCUUGGGUACCACGACUGGUGAACUUCAAGGGAGCACAAUUUAUCGUAGGAUUCGAAGAUGGCAUUGUUCGAAUUCUUGACCUUUUUGAUCCAAAAGGGCUCACAGUUUUUGUGGGACGGAAGAGAAUUUUGGAUGCAGACAUUCGCUUAAAACAGGUUUUCAAACCUCAUACUGCUGCUGUCACUGCUUUAGCUUAUGAUCGUGAUGGAGAAGUUCUGGCCACAGGGAGUAAAGAUAAAACUGUCUUCUUCUUCGAAGUGGAAAGGGAUUAUAAACCAAUUGGUUAUAUCACUACUCCUGGGCCUGUUUGCCAGUUAAUGUGGUCUGGAGUCUCUCAUCCAGAAAAUACUUUACUGAUUAUCUGCGAGAAUGGCUAUGUUCUUGAAGCUCCACUUCCAACUCAAAAGGAGGAAGAAGAGGAUCAUGAUGUGGUUUCCUAUGAAAUCAAAGACAUGUGCAUAAAAUGUUUCCAUUUCUCAAGUGUCAAAUCUAAGAUUCUGAGAUUAAUAGAAAUUGAAAAGAGAAAGAAACGAAAGGAGUUGAAGGAAAAAGAAAAGGAAGAAAGGAGGAAGCUGGCCAAAGAGAUGGGAGAAGAUGGAGAAAAGGAAUUCCAGAAGCAAGAAGAGGAGGAGGAAGAGGAAGAGGAACCAUUACCUGAAAUCUUUAUUCCUUUAACACCCUGUCACAUCCUCUGUGGAUUUUACUCUGAGCCAGGGAAGUUCUGGGUUUCUUUGGGUGGCUAUGAUUCUGGUUUUCUAUAUCACUGUGAGUUCCCUCCGUAUGACAAAAACAGUGAUAUCACAGAAAAGAAAGAUGAGCCUUUUGAUUUCCGUCUUCUGGAAGAUACAGAGGAUAAUCCCAUUACAACUAUCACUUUCAGCAUUAACAAAAAUAUGAUGUUUUGUGGAAUGCAAAAUGGAGCAAUUCGAGUCUAUGUUCUAAAUCAGAAUGAUCCUUCAUUGGCCAGUAUGGAGGACUACUGGCACUUCAACAUGCAUGACAAUAAUUAUGGCUGUAUUAAAGCAAUCUCCACUAGCUUUGAUGACCGUUUCUUGGUGUCUGCUGGAGCAGAUAGUAAUAUCUUUGUUUUCAGCAUUUUUUCUGAAUUUGAGUUAAAGAAAGACAUGAAAGCCAAAGUGCCAUCUCCCAGGUUUGGAAUAGAAACGGAGCCAGUUCCAGAAGAUAUUGAAGAUCCUAAAGCUUACAGUAUUGAGAAUGCCAGAAGAAAAAGAGAACAUGACAAGUUAGUGAAGGAAGUGGAAGAAAUCAAGGCUGGGAAGAGAGAACGAAUCAAAGCUUUGAGAAAUGAAUUACAGAAACUAUUACAGAUGAAUGAAGCAUUACCAAAACAUAUGCAGUUUAAACGGACAGAUUUUGAUCUAGAUUCCAAAAUUCGUGCUGAGAUUGACAGGAAAACAGCUCAGAAAAUUCAACGAGUGGAAAAGGAAUUAGCGUGGGAAAAAGAGAAACAUCAACUUGCUCUAAUGAAGCUAAAGAAUAGAUUUCGUGAUUCAUUGGAAAAUGAUACUAUUGUAGUUCAUGCCAUACAAAGUGAUCACAAGAUAUCCUCCUACAGGCUUGUGAAGCCUUCUAAAUACUCCAAAUCCAAACGCCCAAGUCAAUCAGAAAGAAGACCAAGCAAACUCGAGAGGUUUGAAAAAGAUGGAACCGGAAAAAAGCAUAGCCAGAGAGAUACAGGUGGGAGUAUUAGUGUGCCAGAAGAAUCAAUUAUAGAAAAAGGGAAGAAAUUUCGGCCUAAAACCCUAAGUGAAAUUAUGGUGGAAAAUCAAAUUGAGAAAACAAGGAAACUUAUAUUAAAAGCUGAAAGGGCCCAAUUUAAGAUUCAGCAGCGAAAAAAGGAAUGGGAGGAACUGUACAAGAGUAAACCUGGUGAUGACUAUGAAGAUCCCAAAGAUGUUCAAGCCAUCAAAGAGGCCCAGUUGUAUAUGGGAGACUUUAAUUUGAAGACAGCCCCAGACUAUAAGAUACCUGAACACAUGAGAAUAAAUGCUGCCAAGAAGGAAGAGGAACUAGGACACUUAGACUCCAUGGUUCAUUCCAAGAAAAUGCACAUGAACAAGUGCAUCAUCUCUCUUCGAGACCUUAAAGUGGCAGUCGUCGAGGAAAUACAGUGCCUAGUGCAAGAGCUGAAGAACAUCCAGUCAGCUCUGCAUGAAUCCAAGCACAUUCCCAUUCCCCAAAUCCCUCAGAUACGCCCAGAAGAAGUUCCAGAAAAGAGAUUUCAGUACGAUGAAGAAACCCUCCUAGCUUUUAAAAAACAGCAGAUGAAAAAGCUGUCUGAUCACAUCCCCCAGGUGGAACGAGCAGCAUCUGGGGGCUCAGCUGGAAGAUUUCUCAAGCUCUCUUCUGGAAAGGACAGGGAUUUGACGACGCGUGAUUCAUUGUCUAGAUCUUCAAGAGCUUCAGCAUUCAAUUUUGAUGUUCCAAAGUUCAUGGAAUUUGAAAAAGCAGAUCCAACUGAAGUGGAGCUAGAGAUUAUGAAGCGGGAUGAGAUUAAACACUUGUACAUGCAACAGUAUUUGAUCAACAGGAUCAAAGAACUGAUUGUCACUUUUGAUGCAGAACUCCGUCUCCUGAGACAUCAGAAACUGAAACUAGAUACUCAGAUGAAAUUAUCCGACCUGCACCAUGUCACAUUAUUUCAAGAAAUGCUUCUUCUGAAGAAUUUUGAAAAACAAGAGAACAUACUUCAAGAACGUGUUAAUUCAUUAGACAAAGAGGAACAGGACAUGCAGUGGAAAAUAAAUGAAACACUUAAAGAGAUGGAAGAGAAGAAGAAUGAAGUCGCCAAACUCCAGGACCAAGAAAAAGCACUCUAUGCUGGUUUCCAAGCAGCCCUUGGAGAAAACAACAAAUUUGCUAACUUCCUCAUGAAGGUACUAAAGAAGAGGAUUAAGAGGGUGAAGAAAAAGGAGGUUGAAGGAAAUGCUGAAGAAGAUGAGGAAAGUGAUGAAUCAAGUGAAGAGGAAUCCAGCUUGGAGAGUGAUGAGGAGGAGUCUGGAUCUGAAGAUGAUGUUUUUGAUGAUUCCAUCUGCCCCACAAAUUGUGAUAUUGGUCUCUUUGAAUUGGCCCUUCAACUCCGGGAGAAAAGGCUGGACAUUGAAGAGGCCUUAGUUGAAGAAAAGAAAGUUAUUGAUAACCUCAAAAAGGAAUAUGAUGCAUUGUCCAAAAAAGUAAAAAUUGUGGCAACUAAUCUGAAUGCAGCAGAGGAGGCCCUGGAGGCUUAUCAACGGGAGAAACAGCAGCAGCUGAAUGAACUGCUGGUUGUGAUUCCACUCAAGCUCCACCAGAUAGAGCAUGUGGUAUAUGGAGAAAUACCCAGUGAUCUUUCUGGAACUUUGGUGUUUUCUAACCACUCCUUGGGGCGACUGCAAGAACGGAUCGUACAGCUGCAGGAGGAAAAUUCCAAGCAGCAAAAACUUAACAAAGAAUACCGGGAGAGGCGUAAACAGCUCAUCCGAGAAAAGAGAGAGAUGGCAAAGACUAUACAGAAAAUGGAAGAAACAGUCAGUCAACUCAUGAUCAGCAAGUUUGGCCGUGUGAUAAACCUGGAAGCCCUUCAGACACUUUCUGUGAAUACAACACUUGAAGAACUGAAGAUCAGAAAACUGCGAAAGGAGCUGUCGAACGCCAAGGAAAUGAAGAUGUGGGAGGAAAAGAUUGCUCAAGUGCGAUGGGAAUUGAUGAUGAAGACCAAAGAACACACCAAAAAGCUUCAUCAGAUGAAUGAUUUAUGUAUGGAAAAGAAGCAACUCGACUCCCAGUUGAAUAUGCUACAGAACCAGCAGGGCAAUGCCUUCCAGGGCCCUCGGAAAGCAGAUACUGUGGCAAGAGAGAAGGUCACUGAAUUGAUCCAAGUCCAGGCCCAAAGGAUUUUGGCCUUAAAGGAAGAGAUUGCUCUUUUGCGUAAGAAAGGUGGCCUUAUUCUCCCACCCAUCCAUCCUCCACAAGAGAAUGAAUGAAGUCCGUGGGUCUUUAAAUUUACUUUUUUCUUCUCAAAUCCAUCCAAGAUUUCUGACAACACAAUUCAACAGAAGUUCUGUUUCCUUAUUGCCUGCAAUAAUCCUACUCUUUUAAAGGGAACUUAUCUAAAAGUCUAAAAGCAGAUCCAGUUCAUGUAGUUUUAAUAAUCCCCCCCCCAAACUGGUUAUCUUAGAACUGACUUCAGCAACCAGCAUCUACUUAUUGUUGAAUUGAACCCUUUUAGAUGUGUUUGGAACCAAAUGGAUUGAGUAUGAGGUCUUGGGAGGCUGUAUCUCAAAUCACCAGGAAGCAUCUGUAAUAUAUCCUGUUUUAGGAAAUUUGGUUUUUGGUCAUUUGAAUUUUUAGCCUGGCAAUGUCAGGUCCCUCUGCAUUAUUUCUCUUGAUUCUUGCCCACACGCAACAAAGAUUUGGAGGUGCAGGCAGUCUGGCCCGGGGUUGUUCCCAGGAUCUGGCUGACGGUUGUCCCAGCUAGGAAGUGCAGCUGCAGUGCCCAGACGGAGCCAGCGAUCUUGCAGUGCAAGGAUGCAAGGACGGAGGCAGGUGGUCUCUUUGGGCAGGAGUGUUCCAUUCGGGAUGGGAGCUGCUCUGGGUCAAAGGGAAUUUCUUUUG